Panthera uncia (snow leopard) is the source of this 4349-nucleotide messenger RNA. It is a transcript of the gene ADRA2A, whose product is annotated as adrenoceptor alpha 2A. The transcript has a single exon. The coding region runs from base 1565 to 2962 and encodes 465 amino acids. Lineage: Eukaryota; Metazoa; Chordata; Mammalia; Carnivora; Felidae. Gene Ontology annotation, biological process: regulation of smooth muscle contraction; adenylate cyclase-activating adrenergic receptor signaling pathway; regulation of vasoconstriction. Gene Ontology annotation, cellular component: membrane. The record is from RefSeq and is a predicted model, not a curated record. Gene Ontology annotation, molecular function: alpha2-adrenergic receptor activity.
GCUAGAACCACAGGUGGCCUCCUCUUCCCCAAGCGGAGCUCCGGACUCGGGCGGGUCCCGCUUCCCGGGGGUGCUUCCCAUUCCGCAGCUGGGGUUCGAUCCGAACCUGUGCCUUCCUUUCUCACCAGAACCCCACUCGCCUCGCCGCCAGGAGCACUUGCGGUCGAGGGUGGCCUGGACCAGGACCAGCGUGCUACGGAUGCUACUUGUACCCGUGGCGCCUUCUCCCGAUUCGGGCCCGGGUCCCCAACUCUCUUUCCUCCCAGGACCCAGCUGGAUGGGGAGCACUCCCGGGUUCCCGCUGCUUUCUGUUCCGCGGGCCCGGAGCUGCGCGGCCAAUUCCCAGCAGGGGCCGCUUCCACUCCCGGGGCACGCUCUUUAAACCCCUCGCUCACGGUACCCGCCUCUCCAAAGCGCCCGUCCCGGCCGGGGGGCAAGCGCUCCUCAAGGUCCCGCGCGGGGCGCGGGCGCCAGACCCGCGGAGGGGAGGCGCAAGGGGCGGGGGAGGGUCGGUUUCCCACGUGGGGGCUGACGCCGGCUGCUCGGCAACGCUGGCUUGAUCCUGGGGCUAUAAAACCAGUCCACGGUGAGCGCGGCGGAGCAGCAGAGGCUCUGGCUUCGGUGCAGACGCCCAGCAGCCGGAGCGCUGCCGCCCGGCCACCCCCAGCAGCUUCUCCCCCUAGCCCCGCGUUCCUGCCCCAACUCACGGUGCCCUCGGACCCCGGCCGGUCCGGCUGGGCUGCGGCCAGCGCCCGCAGCUCGCCGGGCCAACGCCCAGAAGACCCUCUGCCUCGGCCGCGGCUCCCGGCGGGCCGGUCGCCCACCUGCCCCGGCCCACCUGAGGACGGGGGCGUCUUCAUGCGGCCCGCACAGCGCUCACCCCGCCGCCGUCGCCGCCCCAGAGCUCCGCGCGCUGCGACCCAGCCCCAGCUGGGCACGCAACUUUGGAAGUCCGGCGGCGCUCCGAGAGGCGGUAGAGUCCGCACGCUGGCCCCAGCCCGGGCCCGGCCGGCACCGCCGCGUCUGGGGGAAGCGGGAGAGUCGGUAUUCGCUUCGGGGAUGUAAGAAGACAGGCGCGAGACCCCAGGCCCGCGUCAGCGCCCUUCGGCUGCCUCCCGGGGUGGGGGCGGGCCCCGCACACGGUAAGACCUCUUGCUUUCGCUCGGGCUCAAGAGUCAAGAUAUAGAUAUAUUUUUAAAAAUUUUCCGUCAUCCUUCCAAGUCCUCAGGCCACCGAUGGUGUUUGUUCUCCCUUCUUGAAGGAUCUCUCUCCCUUUCCCCAUCGGCUCGACCUACUCUCUCCCGCCGCUUAGAAAUAAAACUUGUGCUGAGCUGGGAAAGAGAAGGCGCCCACCACGAGCGCCGCAAGCGCAGGCCGGGCGCCGUUCGUGGGAGCCGGGCCCAUGGGCUGCUAGCGGCUCUCCAGCUCCGGCCGGCGUCCCUGCGGUCCCCUCCCCAUGUGAGGCGCGUAAGGGCGAGCGGGGCGCGGGAGGAAGAGGAGGACCCACGGGCGCUGGGCCGGAAGGCAACUGGCAGCAGGCCCAGGCAAGCGGGCAUCCGCGUUCAUGUUCCGCCAGGAGCAGCCGCUGGCCGAGGGCAGCUUCGCGCCCAUGGGCUCCCUGCAGCUGGACGCGGGCAACGCGAGCUGGAAUGGGACCGACACGCCGGGGGGCGGCGCCCGGGCCACCCCUUACUCCCUGCAGGUGACGCUGACUCUGGUGUGCCUGGCCGGCCUGCUCAUGCUGCUCACGGUGUUCGGCAACGUGCUGGUCAUCAUCGCGGUGUUCACGAGCCGCGCACUUAAGGCGCCCCAGAACCUCUUUCUGGUGUCUCUGGCCUCGGCCGACAUCCUGGUGGCCACGCUAGUCAUCCCUUUCUCGCUGGCCAACGAGGUCAUGGGCUACUGGUAUUUCGGCAAGGCGUGGUGUGAGAUCUACCUGGCGCUCGACGUGCUCUUCUGCACCUCGUCCAUCGUGCACCUGUGCGCCAUCAGCCUGGAUCGCUACUGGUCCAUCACGCAAGCCAUCGAGUAUAACCUGAAGCGCACGCCGCGCCGCAUCAAGGCCAUCAUCGUCACCGUGUGGGUCAUCUCGGCCGUCAUCUCCUUCCCGCCGCUCAUCUCCAUCGAGAAGAAGGGCGGCGGCGGCGGCGAGCAGCCGACCGAGCCGCGCUGCGAGAUCAACGACCAGAAGUGGUACGUAAUCUCGUCGUGCAUCGGCUCCUUCUUCGCGCCCUGCCUCAUCAUGAUCCUGGUCUACGUGCGCAUCUACCAGAUUGCCAAGCGCCGCACCCGCGUGCCGCCCAGCCGCCGGGGUCCGGACGCCGCCGCCGCGCCGCCGGGGGGAGCCGAGCGCAGGCCCAACGGCCUGGGCCCGGAGCGCGGCGUGGGCCCCGUGGGCGCCGAGGCCGAGCCCCUGCCCGCCCAGCUCAACGGUGCCCCCGGGGAGCCCGCGCCCGCAGGGCCACGCGACGCUGACGCUCUGGACUUGGAGGAGAGCUCGUCCUCCGAGCACGCCGAGCGGCCCCCGGGGCCCCGCAGGUCCGAGCGCGGCCCCCGGGCCAAGGGCAAGCCCCGGGCGAGCCAGGUAAAGCCCGGGGACAGCCUGCCCCGGCGUGGGCCGGGGGCAACGGGGCCCGGGGCGUCGGCGGCGGGGCCCGGGGAGGAGCGCGGCGGGGGCGCCAAGGCGUCGCGCUGGCGCGGGCGGCAGAACCGCGAAAAGCGCUUCACGUUCGUGCUGGCCGUGGUCAUCGGCGUGUUCGUGGUGUGCUGGUUCCCCUUCUUUUUCACUUACACGCUCACGGCCGUGGGCUGCUCCGUGCCGCGCACGCUUUUCAAGUUCUUCUUCUGGUUCGGCUACUGCAACAGCUCCCUGAACCCAGUCAUCUACACCAUCUUCAACCACGACUUCCGCCGCGCCUUCAAGAAGAUCCUCUGCCGAGGGGACAGGAAACGGAUCGUGUGAGCGCCGGGUCCGCGACCCGCCAACAGACUGGCGCCCACUGCAGUCAGCGGGGAUCGAGGGGAGCGUCUAUAUAGCCCAGCACUCUGAAACCCGGGUCCUGCCUGCUCCGUGUUUCCUGGCCCGACCUUGCUCCGUGGCCUUUGUUCUUCCCUCUCAGGGAAAGGCUGAGAGGGCCACCGGCCUCCCAGUUGUUGUUAGGGCCGCUUGUGACUUGGAACGAUCUUCCUGGGUUCUUGGGCCCUCCCUAAUCAGUAUUGUUCCCUAAAGGUAUUUUCACCUCCCCUGAGUCCAGUUCUCAAUGCCGAUCAGAGCAAGCAAACACUGGGCCCCAGAGGGUACUGCUCACAAAGGAUUAAUGGAUGGGGUUACCCAGCCCUGGCUAAUUGCUCUCCCCCUUAUUCUAACUCUGUUUUUAAACAAAUGCUCAGGGCAGCCCUGCCCAUCCCCCCAUCCCCCACUGUAAAUACACACUAUUUUUGAUAGUACACGCUAGGAUCCCCAAUCUGGGCUUUUGAUGCUGUUGGAGAUGCCCUUGAGGCUGAUACAUUGUCUUUGGUUCAGGCCAACCCCCUUUGUAAUGCAAGUCGUUUUCCGGUGUCAUUACCUCCUGUGUCCUUUUCACCAGCAACUGGUGACUGUCCCUUGGGCCUGGACCUGCUUUGAGAUAUCCUGAGGGGGAAAAGAUUUCUGUCCAUUUUUUUCCUGUGCCUAACAGCAUAAUUGCCUUUUCCUAUGUAAAUACUACAACGAAGGACCAAGACAGAAGUAAAGGAACCUUUCUGCCAUGCAGCAGCCCUGUGUAUAAAGCCAUUAUCCUCUGAUGCACCCUUCACCCCAGCAACUCACUUUAAAAGUAUCUCUUUCCUGUGUCCCUCCCUCCCUCUUUCCUUCCUUCCCUCCUCUCUCCAGGGCCACUGCUUGAAGAAUAUGUAUGUUUCUAUCUUGUAUGUUUCUGCACCUGCCCCUCCCUCCCCAAAAGUGCUGACUGCAAGAAAUCUUUUGGUUGCUGUUUUUAGACGGAGGAGUGGAAAUUAUGUGGAAGAAGCAAACCUGAUACAAUUUGCCCAAGGUAAACAGUUUGAAAAGACAAAUGAGCCUGCCAAACUGUACAGUUCCUGCCCCAAGAGCUCUUAGGUAUCAAAGUGUUGUCCUUUCCCCCCUGCUUUUCUGGUUGAGAUCAUGUCAUUGAUGAACUCCCCAAAUCAAGGGAGAAGGGCAGAGACCUCGUGUUUACAUCUGAGUUUCUACCUGUUUUAGACAGAGACUCUCUAAGGCCUGCGCUCUUAUUUCACUAAAGACAAACUAAUGUCAGCACAUGUUGCUAAUGAUGGUGAAUUUUUUUUAAUAAAAAGUUUACAGAUCAAAUGUGAAAUAAAUAUGAAUUAAA